Quercus robur (English oak) is the source of this 744-nucleotide messenger RNA. RefSeq lists its product as uncharacterized. NCBI's taxonomy places the organism in Eukaryota, Viridiplantae, Streptophyta, Magnoliopsida, Fagales, Fagaceae. The coding region runs from base 1 to 744 and encodes 247 amino acids. The record is from RefSeq and is a predicted model, not a curated record. Gene Ontology annotation, molecular function: catalytic activity. The transcript has a single exon.
AUGAACUACAUCAUCUGGAAUAGCAGGGGUGCGUUAAAACCCAAUUUUCAAAGUCAUAUUAAGGAUUUGGCUCGUGUUCAUGAUCCGGCAGUUUUUGUGGUUAUGGAAACUCGUUUGGGAGGGGAGAGAGCAAAAGGCAUUACAGAUAGAUUGUCUUUUGAUGGAGCGAUUCAUACGAAUACGAUUGGCUGUACGGGGGGAUUAUGGCUUCUUUGGAAUUCAGACAAAGUAGAAGUUUCUCUUAUGGAAAAAACAGAGCAGGAAAUUCAUGUUACUAUUAAGGUACAAACUUCCAAUCUGUCCUGGUUAUUUUCAGCUAUUUAUGCUAGUCCUAGGUUUGCUGAUAGGUCUAUUUUGUGGAAUAAUCUUAUAAAUGUUGCGGAGCUGUAUAGCAUGCCCUGGGUCAUUGCAGGGGAUUUUAAUGAGCCUCUCUCUAGUGCUGAUAAGUUAGGAGGAAGAGAGGUCAGCAUUAGGAGGUCUCUCCUUUUAAAGGACUGUCUGGAUAGAUGCAACAUGAUAGACCUGGGGUUCUCAGGCUCAAGGUUUACUUGGGCCAAUUGUAGAGAUGCUCACAUUCUCAUCCAAGAAAGAAUAGAUAGAUUUUUUGUAAACUCUAGUUGGUGUACUCUUUAUCCUGAAGCUAAGGUUUCCCAUCUUACUCGUUGUCACUCGGACCACUAUCCGGUUCUUUUGGAAACCAGUCCUGCUGUGUGGUCUAAGCCUAAUGUGUCUUUCAAGUUCUAG